UCUAUUUAAGUGAGCCUAGCACCAACCAUUUAUAUGGUGGUUUUUUUUUUGUAGGUAUACGUACAGUGAUAGGUAUAAGCCAUUAAGGGACGUAUCAUAGCUAGGCCUAUUUACUGGCCAAAAUUAACGUUAUAGAAAUAGGAGGAGUAGAUCUUGUGGUGAAUGACUGGCAGUUUGUUGAUCAUACUUUUCAUUUAGCUGAUACCUUUUCAACAUGCCUUUCUUCUCGGACCUCUAUUUGAAUCUCUUCAGCACCAUAACACCUGCCUAAAGUCUGUUGCAGUUUGCGUACAUUUUAAUUUCCGAAUAGUUGUGUUCUUUUACAUCUGAAUGAAUCACAGAAAUGUCACUUUCCUUUCAAGAUAACCCUCCGUCUUCGUGUGAUUUGCGUGAUGGUCCAAAAUGAAAUUUCAGCCAGAGUGCAUGUAUUUUAGUCGUUUCUCAGGGGGAUGUAAAAAAUGAGCUGUGAUAAAAGCACUUAUGAUAUUUAAGUUUCCGUUUCUCUCUGCAGUGAAAGAAAUGUUUCCUGCGUUGUUUAUCACCUCCUUUCUGGGCACGUUGUCACUGAGCCUCAGUGUAGGUCUGCAUGCCGGACCCCAGGCCCUCCCUCUGCCUGUCACCCUGUGCUGUGACCUCGCUGACAGGCCUCCGGAAGGAGAUGGUGGCCGCCAUUGUGUGUCCAGCUCCCACAGUCCUGCAGGACUUCAGCGACCCGCCCCUUCCCAGAAUCCUGUUAGCGUCCAGAUCGGCAUACAGCUAUCUCACAACGAGACUGCAGCGCAUGGAAUUGUCUGCUUUGACAUCCUGUGCUGGGUUGACACCAGCCCAGGACAGUUCAUUUGUAAUAUAGAGCCAAUUACCAAGCAGCCGGGCACCCCUGUCGCAGUGGUCUCAAACUGUUUGCAACCAGAGUCAAACUCAACAAAUGGGACAUUCAGAGGGGAGACUGAGUGCAGGUGUGUCGCUGCUGAUGAUGUCAGGUGCUUCUCGGGUGCUGACACAGUGGACCAGCUGAUCUCCAUGGAGGUCACCGUUUGCAGUGGCCCACUGACCGCCCACUCCCCCAUCAUGAGUUUUCGGCCAUGGGAUCGCAUAAAUUUGAAGCCCCCAGUUGAUCUGUACUACAAAGUAACCAUUGAAGGAGAUUUGUUACUGACCUGGACUGAUUCACAGUCUGUUGCUCACCCACUUGUCUACGAUGUCCGCUACUUCCCCAAAGGCACACUGGAUUCUUGGGAGUAUGUGGAUGGGGUGACCAUGCAGCCGGUCUCCCUGAGAAAGUUGAGUCCUGGAGUCACUUAUGUCAUUCAGGUUCGCUGCAGGUUCCAGCACAUACCAGGGCUACAGAGCACCUGGAGUCGACCCCUAUACACUGAUAUUGAAGAGGUGACUUAUCUUCCUGAAAAAGUGUUGGUGAGCACUGGUUCAAAUGUGACAAUUUACUGCAUAUUGCACAACUGGAGCGUCAAUGCCAAGAACGUCGUCUGGUGGCUGAACACACGAGAGAAAGUUCCAGAAAGACAAUACUCUGUUAUCAAUGACCAUGUGAGUGGAGUCACUCUGCUGAACUUGGACCCAAAACAGGAAUCAUAUACUCUACAUUGCUGUCCGCAGAUCGGAGAAUGGUCAUUCUGUUGCUUGAGUUCUGCGGCCUUGUACACUACAGAAAGUGACGUAUUAAUUUCCUGCGAGACCAAUGGGGACCUCACAGCCAUGACCUGCAGCUGGAACACUAUACAGAGUGUGAGGUUCCAAUACCAAGUAAGGUUUAUGGCGUGCAGCAUAACUGAGGGUGCAGGGAACUUCUCUUCGGUCCUGGGCUGCCCCCAGGGGGGACUUGGUAUCGGCAGUUGCACCUUCCAGCCCCUUUUUAUAAUGGCUUGCUACCAGAUGUGGGUGGAAUUUGGGACGGAGUUGGACCCGCUCAGAUCAGCUCCUGUCCAAGUCUUGCCUUUUGACUGGGUUAAGCCAAAUCCUCCAUACGACCUGGUGGCCAUCACUGAUCCAGAGGGCUAUCUGAAUACUGAAUGGAAAAGGCAUGAAUUGCUUCCGUUCAAAUUCAAGUACGAGAUGCGUUACAGAAUGGACUCACCUGAUGCCGACUGGGAGGUUCUUACCUCUUACAAUCAGUCAGUUGUGGUUCCAGUGUCGGACCCAUGUCAGAUUCACACCGUCCAAGUGCGUUGCAGUCGUCACGAUCAGGAUGGUCUCUGGAGUGACUGGAGUCGUCAGAGCUUCAGCCACGUCCGUAAUUCUAGAGCUCCAAGCAAGGGACCUGAUUUUUGGAGGCUGCUUCAAGAAGAUCCAGGGAAGAACCAGACGAACGUCACUCUUCAUUUCAUGCCUCUGGAGAAAGAGAAGCCUUUGUGCUGUGUUGAGGGCUUCCUGGUGGAGUUCCACAACCUCUCUGGCCAGGUGUGGUCUAACAGGCUGGGACUGGUUGUGUUUUACUCAUUUCUGUGGAACGAGACCAUCCACACUGUUACCGUCAUGGCCAGGAAUGAUGUGGGGUUGUCCCUCAGGAACACGAGAAUGAUUCUAGCACCACCCACUAAAAAAUCGAAAUCACUGUCUCAGUUCAGCGUAAUGAGGAUAAACAGCAGUUGUGUCACCCUGGCCUGGACCCUGCUCCCAGUCCCCUCGAAUCCACUGUCAUUUGUCAUUGAAUGGAGGGCACAGAGCACUGUGGGUGGGGUGAAGUGGGUUCGAGUCCCUGCCCACAUCCGCACCUUCAUCCUAAGAGAUCAUUUUUUAAGUUCUGAGGACUAUGGUUUUACUUUGUAUCCAAUAUUUCCUGACGGCGAAGGGGAGCCAAUUUUUGUCGAAGAAGACAGGGGGCGCUCCACGGGACCGCACUCUCCUUAUAUGCUUCUGCUAGUUAUUGCCUUCCUGUUGGUCCUGGCUCUGGCAAUUUCCCAGCACCAGAAGAUGAAGCUGGUUUGGCGAGAUGUCCCAGAUCCCAACAACUGCUCUUGGGCCAAGGGUGUGGAUUUUACCAAGGAAAAGACUGUGGAGAAUCUCUUUAAGCAGCACGAGAUGCCCAUGUCUUGCCCCCUUCUCUUGGGACUGGAGACCAUCUCAGAGGCUCUGAUUGUGGAUAAGACAAAGCUACCAAUAGAGGUCAAAGAGAUGGAGUGGACCUUUGACAACACUGAGGAAAGGGAGGCCUGUGUUUCUCCUGCUAUGGAGGGCUACCAAGAGCUACCGGCUCCAAAAAUGUCCAUAACGUCUUCUUCUGCCAUGAGUCUGACUCCAUCGACAACCGUCUAUUCCUCAAUACUGUUCCAGGACAAGGCUGGUCUCUGCUGUAGACUUCCCAAGAGCUUCAGUAGUUCCUCAGAUGAGGACAAGUCUUCAGGCGACUCCAAUAUCCCCGAGUCCUCCUUCUGGGGUCUUUUGGAUGGGCGCCUCCCCUGUUUUUUGAAAGCGGCCCGCUUCCGCUCUUGUUCUUUCAACUCACAGGAUGAGUUUUCAGACACCAUGGACUGUGACGAUGAGGCUGUCAGUGACCUGGCUGUGGGCGGGGAGUGUUUUGGCAUGGGCAUGAGUUCUGGUGACCGAGAACAAGGGGAGAAUUUGCAGAGGCAAGCUGCCCGUGUGUGUGCCAAGGAGAGUCCUGACCUGAACCCCCUACUGUGUCAUCAGGAGUCCACAUGCAAUUUGGCCGACACACCAGCUCAAAUCAUCCCUCUGUAUGUGCCACAAAUCCAGACUUUAUCCUUUUGGAGUCCCAGAGGGAAAACACCAGAAUGGGUUUCUGAAGUUUGAGAGGAAAAACACAGAGGCAGAACUGAACACUCCGUAUGUUCACCCUUUGUGUGCGCGGUGUGACCCUUAGGGCUGCAAUGCAAAGUCAAAAUAUGAUAGUUGUUAACCCGUGGCUGAUAUUGUUUACCAACUGCUGUACUAUUCUGUGACUCAUGAAGUGUGGCUUUAGUGUUAUAUAUUUAUUUUUAUAUGAAAUUGGUUAUAAUUGUUAUAAUUCUGCAAUGUGCCGCAAAUUGAGUUCUCCAUUUCCAGUAUGUUUCGAGAACUAUCUUUGCCUUCUCCCAAAAGAAGUGUGCUUUUCUGUCGUUCCACCCUGUCUAUGGCUAACAGAAAAAAUACAUGCUAUAAAUCGACUUAAAGAUUUGUGACAGAGUUUUUUGGAACAUGGAGAGAUGUUUUCUGUGUAAAAAAAAAAAGCCAAAUUCACCCAAAAACUUCUUGGGAGUCAAAAGACGACUUCUUGAAGUGAGGUUCUCGCUUCACCUGACAGUGUGGGGCCUUCUUUGUGUAGAAAAUGUGACGUGUGACCGUGCAAAAAUCCUCAUUCCAAACAAACAAAAGGCUGAACUGCUAAUAGACAGGCAAGACAAUACAAUGACAUGUUCUGGAUCAGGUAAAGCAAAAUGCAUUCAUGUCAAACAAGUCACACAAAGACAAUGGUAAAUCUUUGAUUAAACUUGGUAAAUGCCAAACAACUCUUUUUUUUUUUUUUUUGCUAAGAUACGGUACAGAAUUAACAAACAAUGAAUCCUCAAUCACCUACUUCAUUAAGUUUCAUUCAUGAACUAAUUACUAUAGCAUACAGAAAAGUCUAAUAAGAAAAUUAAUAUACAUACAAUUUAGAUUGGCGUUAUCUGUUUGUUAACCUUUCAUGUCUUGGACAGCUCAAGGACACAUCUGACAUGUUGUUUCAAAACAUCAUAAACGACUUGCCACAUAAGUUAUGAAUAGUCCGAAUCGCUCGUCUAGUUUGACCGUUCUUGUUGCGAAAUGUGUUUUCCACGUUCGCCGUUCGGAAGUGAAACUUUGGUGUGAAACCUCUUUGGAAAGGAGAAAAAAAAUGCAAGCUUUGACUCGUGCAAGGUAUGCAUUUCCGUUCCAGAAACUGCUGCUUCAUCCACAGUCAUGCUCACACAUAUCACUAAAUGUUGAAACCAAAAAGUUUGUUUUUGUAUAAAAUGGUAUUCAUUAUUCAUAUUUGUAGAGGGCCAAUAAGAGAACAGACUGGAGAAGCUACCCACUAAACAUUGGACGUCGGAUAGGCGUGCAGAUCAUGUCUAUAUUAGGUCCGUCAGUCCAUGACCAAUUCUGGACAUCUAUACAACGUCCAAACUAGGUCCACAAUUUGAACGUCCAUCCAUGACCCAACUUGCACGUCAAUAUGACAUUCAACAUUUGAACGUAAUUUUUUUGACGUUAUUUGGACGACUAUGACAGGUGCAGGAAAUAUAGUUUUAUGUACAAAUAUCAACAUUGUUGUUAUCAACAUAAUAAAUGUGAAUACAGAUGAUUAUUUCGAAACAAACAUGAUUUAUUAUGCCAAUGCGUACGUAUUUUAUGUGCAUUUGCGCUGAUAUGACAAUAAAUUAUAUCGUGCAUUGUUUUUUAUGUUCGUUCUGAAAACCAUGUGAAAACUGAGUAGUGCAGAGCAGCUGUAACAGUUUUAUCCACGUCCCUCGCGGACACUUUUGUGCACGUGCAGAACGCGGGAUUUCAAAAUCUGGCAGCAGCUUGAUGCCCAGUCGAACAAAUUAACAUCCAGCUUGCUAAACCAGGUUAAUGCUAAAUUAUGUUUUUUACUUUUCAUGAUACUUUAGCUCUGUACUGUUCUGUUGUAUACACUGUAGCACCGGCGGGGCUCAUGUCCCAGCAUGCCCCGCGUGCAGUUGUAAAUAGCCAUUGUUGUGUUGUUGCUGUUAUUGUUAAUUAAUAGGUAAUUCCUUAUUGUUGCACAUGUGUUUACAUGUGUCUUGUGUGUACCCGGUCUGAUCCUCGUGUGUAAUUAGCUUACAUAAAUGUCCCACCGUGGAUGCGUCUUACAGUU
Messenger RNA from Paramormyrops kingsleyae, 5812 nucleotides. The record is from RefSeq and is a predicted model, not a curated record. Lineage: Eukaryota; Metazoa; Chordata; Actinopteri; Osteoglossiformes; Mormyridae.